This is a messenger RNA of Belonocnema kinseyi, 1641 nucleotides long. RefSeq lists its product as uncharacterized. Bases 1 to 1641 code for a protein of 546 amino acids. The record is from RefSeq and is a predicted model, not a curated record. Lineage: Eukaryota; Metazoa; Arthropoda; Insecta; Hymenoptera; Cynipidae. The transcript is spliced from 11 exons.
AUGCUUCGCCGCAAAAGGGGAGGAUUAACAACCUCCAAAAAAAUGGCAAAAAAAACUCAACCAGCUGCUCUGCAAACAGAAGUUUCUACAGACGAAGAGUGGGCGAAAAUUUUGGAAAGAAAUGGUUUAGUCGUUGCAGAUAUUUAUUCAGACUGGAGCGGACCUUGCACGGCCAUGGUCAGCAUUUUGAAAAAAGUAAAAAUGGAAGUAGGAGGAGACACACUCAGUUAUGUUACGGCAAAGUGUGACAACAUCACUUCCUUGGAACGCUUCAGAGGUAAAAGUGAACCAACUUGGAUGUUUAUUCAUAAUGGAAAAAUGGUUAAUCUCAUUUUCGGUGCAAAUUGUCCGGUACUUUUGAGAGUUCUCAAUCAAGAAUUAGACAGAGUUCAGAAAGGACAACCACAUGAGUUCAACAUUCCUGUCUGUCAAACAAGUCCAGAGGAGGAAAAGAGAAUGAGAAUACUAGAAGAAGCUAGACUAGCAAAGGAGGUAGCGAAAAAAACAAAGAGAGAGGUGGAAGCAAAGGCUAAAUAUGAGGAUGAAAUGCAUCAUAUUAUUACUUCUUUGGCUGCAGAAACUUGUCUUUUAUUAUACCCGUGGGUUUUCAAAGAUGAAGAUGGGCACAGACGUGAUAAAAAAUCUAGCCCCCCUUACGUGGAGCUUGUUGAAGAUAUACUUCCCGAAAAUUAUAAUAUUGAACAAGAAUUUAGGAAAAAAGUAGAAGAAAAUAUGUUGCCCGAAAUGUUUAACGAGUCCGGCUAUGAAGUAUCAAAAGAAGAAAAAGAAUUACUAUUGGAAGGAAAAUGUCUUUUUAUGCGUCUCAAAAUAAACCAGAAGAAAUCCGAAAUGGACGUCGAAAAGUAUCUUCUAAAUCUUUUGUUUGGAAAUCCCCAACUCCCGAAUUCAGAACACCCUCUCGUUGAAGGAUCCUAUGCAGAAAGACACCGUCCAGCUUUAAUCGCCAGCGACAAAGAGAACUACAAAUUUCCUGUAGUUUGGGCACCCCCGAAUUCCAGAAAUAAAGCUUUAUUUUACAAAACAAUAUUUCGCAAAUAUUUAGACUCUACAUACCCUUACGAAGAUAAAGCCUAUAAGGUUCCUAUUAUUGUUUUUAAAUACGACAGUACUAGAAAGAACGAGUUAAAAGUAGUUUUGGAAAUGUACAGUACAGAGGUCGUACAUUUUGGAAUAUUUGAACGGGAUAAACCACCAGAAGCAAAGUUGAUUGCUUCAUCUAUAGAGGAAUUCGAAUCUAACGAUACAGAAAGAACUGGCUAUGAAGCUUUCGUAUGCGCCGUAAAAAAAGUAGGUUCCGAAGCUUUUUUGACUUUCGCUGGCAUCGGUCCUUAUCACGUAAGCGAAAAUCCAGAAAAAGCAAUUGAAGAAUCAAAAUUAUACUUUCCGACUGUCACUCUAACAGACGAUCCGCCAUCUGACGAUGAGGAAAAAAUAGAAGAACUAGGCGCAAUUCCAGAAGAAGGGAACGCCGAAUCAGUAUGUAUCAGUCUCUCAAACAUUCAAAUGAAUUCUUCGUUAAAUCACUCAUUCAAUAUAUUAAUCAGAAUAAAUAUUCUUUUUUGCUCUCACUCAAGAAUACCGACGGCGGAUAAGUCAAUAAUCGUUUUAAAGUAUACUUAA